AUGGGUAUAGCCAACUACUGUGCUCUUGUAGGGAGUAGACACUUUCUCUUCUCUCCCCCUCCAGGGAACCUGCGGCUGGCUGACGGCCUUGGGCGCUGCAAGGGGAGAGUGGAGGUGAAGCACCAAGAACAGUGGGGCACCGUGUGCAAUGCAGGCUGGAACCUAUCAGCUGCAAAGGUGGUGUGCCAGCAGCUGGGUUGUGGGAGGGCCACGCUGACCCAAAGAUGCUGCAACAAGGCUACCCAGGGCCAAGGAACCAUCUGGCUGAGCCAAGUGUCAUGCUCAGGACAAGAACUCAGCCUUCAGCAUUGCACUUCUAUGCUUUGGGGGAAGAACAACUGCACCCAUGAUGAGGACACAUGGGUUGAAUGUGAAGAUCCCUUUGACUUGAGACUGGUAGGAGGAGACAGCCGCUGCUCUGGGCGACUGGAAGUACUGCACAAGGGCAUAUGGGGUUCUGUGUGUGACGAUGGCUGGGAAGAAAAGGAGGACCAGGUGGUGUGCAAGCAGCUGGGCUGUGGGACGUCCCUUUAUCCAAGUGUUAAAGCCCGAAGAAGCUUUGGCCCUGGUGUUGGCCGCAUCUGGCUGGAUGACGUUCGUUGUUCAGGAAAGGAACAGUCCUUAGACCAGUGCCAGCACAGGUUCUGGGGGCAUCACAAUUGCAACCACAAGGAAGACGUGGGUGUUAUCUGCUCAGAACAAUAGCCUGGCUUCCCUGAUGCUUAAUCUGACCCCCACAGGCCCCGCGUGUUUGUUAUUUUCUCAUGGACCCUGAUUGGCACAUCAUAAGCACUGGGCCUGCAGCUUUAGCUACCACUCCUUCUGCUCUCAACAGCAGACUGAGCAUUGUAUAUACCUUGCUCUCAGAGCCACGCACCCCAACUAUUGCUUGGACAUAUAAAUCGUUGAAUUCCUUAUUGCUGGGCAAGAUGAGCUCCCGGUAACUCCCUCUUCACUACUGACCCCUUGACUUUGAUUCUGGCCUCUCCUGCCUCUUUUCAAUCCAUCUGGAAUCCCCACACCUGUGAUUUGACCAGUACAGGCAACGACCAAGGCAAGAUUUAUGUCUGUAACAACGCAAAAGGAAUGAGACAACGAAAGAAACAUGUGAAAGGAAAUGUGGGUAGGCAAUUACAUGGAACUUGUGGGAACGCUUAAUCUUUUUGAACUCUUUUUCUCAAGCUUCAGGUGAUCACAACAAUUAAUAAUAUCUCACUAUUCUUCUUUUACUUGGUAAGAGUAGACCAUUCUUGCAUGAGAAGGGCAGUAUCCUGUAAUCCUGGACCUUUUCAUGACACGUGGAAAAAGAUGUUGGACCCCCUGAAUGCCUAUAAUAAAAUACCUUUGUUGACCAUCCAUAUACAACUUGCCAACAUGGUUGACAUUUAACAAUAAAAAUCUCACAAAUGCAUUUUAAUUUUUCCAAGGGAAAAUGUAUUGGCUAUGGGGCUGCCACUGGGAGAAGAGAAAGAAAGAAAGUAGAAAGAGUUUGGGGAGGUUCAGAGUUGUGCCUCAUGCCAAUCGGAUAAUAUAAUUUUCAUUUUACCAACUCAGACUUUGGGGUCUGCAGUCUGACGUAAGACCAAGUGAUACUAAGGAGAAAAUCAAGACUUGAUCAUAAAAAUCAACAACUUUAGACUCUGAGGCUAAGACCUAUAAUAUACCUACAUUUAUGCUAUCUAAUAAAUUAGAUUUCACAAGUCUCAA
Messenger RNA from Hipposideros armiger (great roundleaf bat), 1707 nucleotides. RefSeq names its product CD5 molecule like (gene CD5L). The transcript is spliced from 4 exons. Bases 1 to 705 code for a protein of 234 amino acids. The record is from RefSeq and is a predicted model, not a curated record. NCBI's taxonomy places the organism in Eukaryota, Metazoa, Chordata, Mammalia, Chiroptera, Hipposideridae. Gene Ontology annotation, cellular component: membrane. Gene Ontology annotation, biological process: peptidyl-lysine oxidation. Gene Ontology annotation, molecular function: protein-lysine 6-oxidase activity.